Centruroides sculpturatus (bark scorpion) is the source of this 8602-nucleotide messenger RNA. RefSeq names its product unconventional myosin-XV-like. The transcript has 40 exons. Lineage: Eukaryota; Metazoa; Arthropoda; Arachnida; Scorpiones; Buthidae. Gene Ontology annotation, cellular component: cytoskeleton; myosin complex. Gene Ontology annotation, molecular function: cytoskeletal motor activity; protein binding; ATP binding. The record is from RefSeq and is a predicted model, not a curated record.
AUGAUAUCUAAAAUGUUUCAAGAACUGAGAUAUUCAUCAGAAGCUGCUAAAACUAUCAAUAAGAGUAAUGGAAGAUUCGUUACUAUGAAACCCCGUGCCCCUACAGUAGCAGCAAGAUUCCACGAUUCACUUCAAUCUCUCGUCGAUACUAUGACCAAAUGCAAUCCAUGGUUUGUUCGUUGUAUUAAGCCAAAUAAUGACAAAGCUCCAAUGAAAUUCGAUAUGCCAAUUGUAUUAGAACAAUUGAGAUAUACGGGAAUGUUGGAAACAAUUCGAAUAAGAAAGUUAGGUUAUCCAGUUAGGAUGAAAUUUCAACAGUUUGCUGAAAGGUUCCGAUGUCUAGUACCAGGAAGAGUACCUAGAGGUGCUCCUUCUAGGGAAGUGUGUAAAGUCAUCCUCGAUAGGUUACCAAAGUCUCGUGAUCAUUACCAAUUAGGAAGCUCUAAAGUAUUUCUUCGAGAAAUGUUAGAGCAAUCCUUGGAAAAGGAAAGAGUGAACGUACUGAAGAGUUCUGUGAUAACUAUACAACGUCAUGCUCGAGGAUACUUGGCUCGAAAGAAAUACAGAAGUAUGCGUCGUAGUGCAAUCAAGAUUCAAGCUACUUUUAGAGGAUGGAAAACAAGAAAAUAUUAUAAAACAGUCAGGAAAGGUAUAGUGAAAGCUCAAGCAUAUUACAGAAUGCAAAGACAGAAGAAAGAAUAUGAAAAGAUCAAAGCUAUUUUGGAACGAAGACGUGAAGCUGAAAAGUCCGCAAUUAUUCGCGCAAAAGAGAAAGCUGCUCGAGAUGAACAAGAAAGAGUGUCGAGAGCAGUUGCAGGAGUAAAUCAUUUAGAAAUUCCUGCAGAAUUAGCAUUUAUUUUUAGCAAAUUAGACGAUUGGAAUUGUAUUCACAACGAUCGGAAUAUCAUUAAGGCAGUUGGUCAAGUUGUCAAUGUUCCAACACCAGAAUGUAGAUUGCCUUACGAUAUCGACCAAAAUGCCUUCACGAAAUUUACGAAUGUAUAUUUUAAGGCUCACAUAUGGGGUAUGAAACGGGAACCUAUCAAGACUCCGUUUCUUGCAAAAUCUAAUGAAUCAGAUUACCAAGAUUCUUUAGCUGUAUUCAAAUUAAUUUUACGAUUUAUGAAUGAUAAUAAUUUAAGCGGUAAAAAAGAGAGAGCUUUAGGAGAUUAUAUCGUGCAGAAAGGUUUAGUAAAUGAGGGAAUGAGAGACGAAAUCAUUUGCCAAUUAUGCAAUCAAACAUGGAAGAACGAUAACGAUGCAAAUAAUGAAAGAGGAUGGCUUCUAAUGGCCAAUUGUCUCAGUUGUUUUGCACCUUCACAAGUUCUUUAUAAAUAUCUACUUAAAUAUGUAUCUGAUCAUGCCUUCGAUGGGUACAAAGGAUUUUGCCAACGUAAACUUUUCCAGUGUCAAAAUUCGACGCCCGAAAAUGUGAGAAUUUAUCCUCCUUGUCUUUUAGAAUGGAAAACAAAUAUUCGAAGAGCCAAUAUGGCUCUACUUGUAAAGUUUUCUGAUGGUGGAAGUAUGCUAGGACCUGUGCAUUCUUGGUCAACGGGGGAAGAAUUUACCUCUGCACUGAUAAAAUCAAGAGGAAUUGAGGAGUAUAAUGGCUGGACGUUGGAUCUCUGUGAUUGCGGACAUGUUUACGAACUAAACGGCUACGAUUACGUGUUGGAUUUAGUAUCUGAAACAGAAAUCCCUCCUGCAUUUCCUGUCUGUAAAUCUUUCUUUUUAGUUUCUGCAGAUAAAACUAAAAUCGAUCGAGAACAAGAAAAAGUACAUUGGAUUUCAUCACCACACAAUCCCGAAAACAUCAAUACAUUCGAAAUAGACGUAGAAGACAUUCCUCUUGCUCCCAUCCGACAUUUACCUCCAUCAUCUAGAACUGAAGAAUCCAUACGUCUAGAACAAAGAAAUUAUCAAGAAGCAAUUGUUCGCGAACUCACACGAAUGAAAGAAGCUAAAGACUUAACAGAAAGGCCUGUAAGAACUCAGUCAAAAGAAAGAAUAAUGGAAACCGGAUUAGAAAAUGCUUUAUCUAAAACAAGUGCAUUGAAUGAAAGGUAUUUUGAAAUAGAUAAAAGUCACGAAAACAUUGAAGAAAGACGACAAGUUGAUAUAACGAGAGAUAAUCUCGGCUUGUCUAAAACAAGCAAGCUUAACGAACGAUACGAAAACCGCAAAACUGAGAGAGACGUUCCUGGACUUUCAGAAACUAGCAAAUUAAAUAAGAGAUAUAUAGUGGGUAAAAACGAACAAUCAAAUAAAAUAAGACAGGAAGAACGAAUUUUAGAUACAGCUAGUUCUCUUAAUUCAGGAAAUGCAUGGCAAGAACUUGGUUUGGCGACUUCAGCCCUUAACGAUCGUUAUUUCAGUCGUCAAGAUUUACAUAAAAGCUCACAACACGAUGGCAGCGAGUUAGAUAUUCGAUCACACGAUACUAGUAUAAGAACGAGUGCAACGAAAGAGGGACAGAUCAAUGGACAAGGAUCUUUGCUAAAUGGCUCCGGAAGGCAAGAUCGAUUGGAAUCCGAAGGACAGAGCCGAAUUCCUAGUCCUCCUCUUUCUUCUAGAACAUCGAAUGAUGGGGUUGAUGGGCCAGAAUUCGAUUUUAGCGAUUUAAAUCAUUCUGUAAAUAGAGAACACGAUAACGAUCAGGAGACUUCUAAAUAUAGCAGAACUACUGAAUCCACUCGAUAUGUGAAAUACACAGCCAAAUCUCAACCAAGACCGUAUUCUCAUUCAACUCGGGCCCAUAUUGAUAAAUCUAGAGAAAUAGAAUAUGGUGGAGGUGCUCGAAGCUCCGCUUUAUCAGAUACGUCAGAAGCACCUUCAUUAGCGUCUCAUGUGCGAAAUGUUCGCAUUCCAUCACAUACUUCUGAUUUAGAUCAAUAUUUAGACGAUUUAUUCAACCCCGUUUUAGAUGGAAAUUUGGAUGAAUUGAGUGAUGCUAGAUCAUUAGCAGCGUCUAUCAAAGGAGGAAAGAAAAAAGAUUUUAUGGAAAAUAGUUACAUAGAACGCACUGUUGAUUUAAUACUAGAUGAAGAUUUGAGAUUUCUUUGUGAUCCUGUUCUGCUUUCUAAAUCGUUAAAAGGUGGCGGCGAUAGAUCAAGUGUCUUAUCACAAGAAUCUGAUCUUGACAGCUAUUUGGAUGAUUUGUUUCAAUCCGUACUGGAUAGUGACGUAGAAGAUCUUCAAAAUGCAGAAAGCGUAGCAACAUCUUUGAAAGGUGGCGGUCAAGCUGCUGGUGCUACAGAGACACAGCAACACGCUCCUUCAGUAGGAAUUGGUAUGUCCAUGCCUUCUGCAAAUAACUUUCCUCUCUCUCCUCCUCUUGUUUCAUCAUCAGCUCCAACAGUGAAUACGAAUCUUCCUAUGUUCAAUCUUGCAGGUAUCGUCCUAAUUUAUUAUUUGCAAGUUUAUUUGAUUGCGGAAAUUGCUUCGACAUUAACUAUAUAUUGUAUAUUUUUUCUACAGCAACACGCUCCUUCAGUAGGAAUUGGUAUGUCCAUGCCUUCUGCAAAUAACUUUCCUCUCUCUCCUCCUCUUGUUUCAUCAUCAGCUCCAACAGUGAAUACGAAUCUUCCUAUGUUCAAUCUUGCAGGAAUGACUGUGCCAAUGGUCGAUGCUUCGCAGUUAAUACAGCAACAAUUUGUUCAGCAGCAAAUGAUACAGUUACAACAAAGAGCGUUUUUGGCAUCCGCUGUUCAACAGAAUCUUCAGAUACAACAACAUUUGAUGCAACAGAAUCAAGCUUUACAACAUCUUUUGCAAACAUCAACGAUAAAUCCUACCUCGCCUCAACCAAAUGAAUCGAGCUUAUUAACUCAAGCAACACCAAUGACUCCAGAUAGUGGACCAGCAUCUCUCGCAUCACCCAUUGUACAGUUGCCAUCUCAAAUUUUACCACAUGCAUCAUCAUUUCCUGCUCCAAUGUUUUCACCACAACCAAGUUUCGGUUUAGAUUCGGCUUUAAGUACACCAUUUAUACCUUUUACCGGUCUAAAUGUAGCACAACCAAUACCAGAAGAAAGUGUAAUACAAAGUUCCCAAGUAAAAACGCAACAUGAAAUAAUAUCACCUCCACCACCCCCAAUUCCACAAAAGUCAAGUUUAAAACUUACAUCUCAAAAUUCUGCUCCAAGAGAUGUUUUCAGUGGUGUUCUUAGUGAACUAAAAAAUAGAGCCGGGAAAGAUGAUGUUCCACCGCCAAAAUCUCACAUUCCUAGAAUGCCUGGAAUACCACCACCGCCGCCGCCUCCACCACCGCCCCCACCACCACUUUCUCCAGACAGUCAGGAAAAAUAUACUGAUGUGUAUGGCCGAGCCAAAACUGUAAGAAUCGGAAAAUGGAGAUGGCCUCCUCCAAGAGAUGAUAAUUCUGCACAGCCAAACAGUUUUAUUGAAUUUAAAAUGAAAAAACAACAAGAGAAACACGAUAAAGGAGAAGACAGCUUUUUAAAUGGUUCCGAAUCUGCAGAAUUUGAAGAAAUAAUUGAAAUGGAUCAAGUUUAUCCCGCUCCAAUAACUUCUCAAUCGAAUGAAAAGCAGCCACAGCCAAAAGUUGUGCAACCAGAGAGAUCAACUCUAGAAAUUCCUUCAGAAGAAGAGAGAAAACCAAUUCCCGGUAGUAUUGGAAAAUUACGAAUUAGCUCUGAAAUGAAAGCUAAAUUAGAACAGUUAACUAUGGAUCAUAGUAUCCGAUCUUCUAAUAAAGAUAGCAGAACCAGAAUCAGUGCAUUUCCUAUGAAAAAGGAGGAACAAGCUGUUAAAAAACUAGAAGAAAAUAGGAAGAUGCUUUUGGAACAAAAGUUGACUGGUUUUUCAGGAAUUGAUCAAACCGAUACUGCUCCAAAAAAUCGUUCCGAAAGACAUUUAGAAUCUUCCGCUCAAGAUGAUGGCUUUAUAUCUGUUGAAACUGCUGUUACAGAAGGAUUUCAAGAAAGUGAUCAAGAAAAAGAUGCGCGUGAGAAGGAACCUUCUUUUGUAGUAGAAAAUCUCGUAAAAAGUCAAGUUGAAAAAAUGGAAAGGGCUAGCAGAGAAAUUCGCGAAUUGCGCGAAGAAUUGGGACAUCCACUAGCCCAUCCAUCUAGAACUAGCACUCAACAAGGUGAAUAUGGUCCCUCUAGUUUAACUUCAUCGCGAUACUUCAGUCAUCCCACUAUGAUCGAUAAAUCUCUGUAUGAUCAAUCCAGUCAAGCUUCUAAAAGUAUCAUAUACGAAGAAAGCUUAGCAUCUUCUCAUGGAACUUAUAAUCAUCAUUCGGGACUGCCAUAUCAAAACGACAUGAAAACGGCCCAAGCUUUGUACAGUGCCAAGAGUCACAUACUUCCACUGCCUCCGUUUGGAAUUCCUAAAUCUAAUGCUCCUUCAUCAGUUGCUGCUUCUAGUAGCUAUUACGCUCCUAGUACUCCCGUUGUACCUAGGCAUCGAGAACCACCACCACCCAUAACUGCUUCAAAAUUCUUACCUGAAAAGGAGUUCUCUGAAAAAAUAGAAUUCGAAGAGAGUUCGGAAUUUUUAAAUCCUGUAGAUACAGCUCCUCCUCCUGUUCUAGAUCCUACAGACCAAAAAUCUUUAGAGAAUAUUAAAACUAAAUUAUUUGCACCAGGCAACGCUCCUUAUUUUUCAUAUACCAAAGUGCGCUGGGAAAUUCGUGUGAGAAAAGAAGUAUUUUCGCCUAACGAAAAAUUAGAGACUCCUCUAGCUUUACAUCUAGUUUUUUGUCAAGUGGUCCAGGACGGUUUGUCGUCUAAUUGUAUACGUUUAAACAGAGAAGAAAAGAAGAAAUUGAGACAGUUAUUAGAUGGUUAUGGUAUUAACAACAACAAUCUGCAUGGUAGCAAUCUUAAAUUGGCUAUGAAAAGAAAUGUCAUAGAAUUAGCCAAAGAUUUCCCUAAUUAUUUUAGUCGCUUAUUCCCAGUUUCUGGAGGACGGAAUUUACCAAAUGUUCAACUUCUCGGUGUUUCUCAUUCUGGAGUACGCUUAGUAAGAAGAGAGAGAGAUGCUAUAUGCGAUUAUCUUCGAGUUUUAGAUACUCUUAGUUUCGAAGAUAUUGCAGAGGUUAGUUCGCCAAAAACGAGUACAUUACAGAUCCUUUUAUGUAAUGGAGGCUGGAUGACUGUUUAUUCCCAUAAGGCUUCACGUAUAAAGAAAAUGAUAGAAAAGUAUUGUUAUGAAUCAGCACAGGGUGGACACGAAUAUGUUCGAGCUGUUGCAGAUUAUAUUACAAGGGAAUCAACUUUGCUAAGUUUUAGACAAGGGGAUAUAAUAAGAGUUGUUAAAAACAAAAAUCUUCAUUUAGAUAAAGGUUGGUUUUAUGGAGUGUUAGAUUCAGGAGAAGCAGGAAUAUUUCCCUGUGAAUACGUAUUGCCUUUAGGAAAACAUGAAGUUGGUCAAAUGGUUACUAAUAAAACGACUUCGUAUAGAGAAGAAAAGAAGCAACUGCUUAGAACAAAUGAGCGAUUUCCGGUAAUACAACAGAAUGGAGAUAGUAGGCACGAAAUUCAUGAUGAUUCUGCAAAUCAGUGGAUCGAAAGCAAACACGAAUUAAUUGAAGAUAACAAAAGCGAUCAAAAUCAGAUGAACGAUGGAAAAUACUCGCUAUUACAAUUUGCUCUUUAUAACUUCCGCGAAAGUGUCGAAAAAUACGAAAUGUUGAGAGAUCGAGAUGGCUCUUUGAGAGGUUCCAUAAAAAUGAUAGAAAGUUUGAAAUCAUCCAAGAAAAAAGGUAAAAAAGGAAAAGAUUCCGAUUGGACUUGGAAAGAAUUGGCAGAUAUGGUGAAAUAUACUAAGUCUCCAAUCGAAGCUUCAUUACUGAAAUUCGAAUCACCAGAAGCCAACAAGUUGGCUAUAGAAUGCUUUAUUGCCAUCAUGAGAUAUAUGGGAGAUUAUCCAAUGAAUAAACAGCAAACAGAAGUAGAUUGUGUCUAUACCAUUUUAGUAAACUGUCACAAACAUCUUCAAAUGAGGGACGAAUUUUAUUGUCAAAUUAUGAAACAAACUACGAAUAAUAAGAGUACAAAAACGGAUAGCUGUCAACGUGGUUGGCGAUUAUUCUCAAUUGUUGCAGCUUAUUUCGAGUGCUCAGAUUCUCUCAAACCAUAUUUAUUUAAGUAUUUAGAAACAGCUGCUUACGACAAAAGAAGAGCUUGUCAUGGAACAGCAAUGGUUUGUUUACAGAAUUUGAGAAAAACAUUUAAAUAUGGAGGAAGAAAAAAUGUUCCCAGCAUAGAAGAAAUUGCUGCUAUUUCAGCUGGUCGAAAUUCGAAGCGUCAAAUCUACAGACUUCCAGGUGGAACUGAAAGAGUAAUAAAUACUAAAUCAACUACAGUAGUUCAAGAUGUUAUUGAAGAAAUAUGCAGCAUUUUGAGUGUCAGAAAGCAAUUGGAAAUGGAAGAAUUUUCCUUAUAUUGCAUUGUAGAAGGAGAUCCCUAUACAAUGCCACUAAACAGAGAAGAAUAUAUAUUAGAUGUGACUACAGAAUUACAUAAAAAUGGCCAUAUUUACUACUUAAUAUUUUGUAGAUCUGUCUGGUAUUAUCCUUUACGUUUAGAUAAUCAACUUUACAUAGAAGUUAUCUUUAAUCAAGUUGCACCUGACUACUUAGAAGGAUUACUUAUUAUUUUACCAGGGGAGAAAUUGCCUGAUCAUCUGAUGCCUGAUAUUGCCAAAGUUGCUGCACUUCUUCACAGAGCAGCUGAUAUGGAGCAUAUGCCCACAAAAGAAGAAGUAAAAUAUCUUCUUCCCAAGCCAGUAUUGAGUGUCAAAGAUAUUCGGCCAACUCAAUGGGUGGAAGCAGUCCAGCAAAAUUGGGCAGGCAUUACCUCACUGACUACAACUGAUUCAAAAGCUCAAUGCUUAGAAAGAAUUUUUAAAAUAUUUUAAAUAGCGCACUAAUUUUUUAUAAAUAAUUUCAUUUAAUUAAUUUAUUACGGUUUAUAUUUAUGAUAAACAUUUCCUCAGGAAACCGUAUGGAAAUAUCCAUUUUCUGAAGUGAUAUCAACCAGAAAAGUAAGAGCAGAAGAUGGAGCAUUGUUUUUAGAUAUGAAAUGUGGAAAUUUAAUGGUGCAAAAAAUAACGAGAAUCCAAACGGAUCAGGCUCACGAAGUGUCGCGAUUAAUUCGUCAAUACAUUAAUAUCGAACAACGACAUCGUGGAAUGGGAAAAGAUAUCCCACAAAAUGUUACCCUUUCUCGUCAUCUGGAUAAGUGAAACCAGCAGAAAUUUCAGCUGAUGGGAGAAAAAAACCAUUGGUUGCCAAAUCAUACAUAAAGACUUUUAUUCGAUAAUAUUUAUUAUUGUUUAUACUUAACUAACACAUAGCAGUUGAACAGUCGUGAUACUUCUUUAGAAGUGAAGUUUUAACCAUAUCCUGCUGUACGUAUUUGUUUGUAAAUUUAUUUCUUAACAGUUCAUUUGCCCAAAUAUUGUCUUUUUCAACGUUAAGGGAAUGGUGCGCGAAAAACUAACGUUGGCCUUAUACAGUUUGGAUGGUCUCCAUCCACGUGCGUAUGAACUUGAAUUACUUAAGAAUGAAUUGUAAUUAAUAAUGUGUAUAUUUUGUUUCAAUUUAUAAAUAAAAAGUUAUAUUUUUUAUGUA